Molecule: messenger RNA, 3417 nt
Organism: Anthostomella pinea
Lineage: Eukaryota; Fungi; Ascomycota; Sordariomycetes; Xylariales; Xylariaceae
Source: the annotation of a GenBank genome assembly
AUGGCUCGCCCAGGGAAGCGGAAGCGUGCAACUUCGGCCCGGGGUGGUGUCUCGGAGGAUGAGCCGCCUACCAAGAGGGGGAAGACGACCGUCGGUCCUGAACAAUCGCUCUCUUCACAAAACCAGCAUGCUGUCCUGAAUCAGUUCUACCCUCAGGUAUCGACUCUGCGCAAUUAUGUCCUCUCCAAACUGCCAUCCUCCUCGAGGAUUCGCAGGAAGAAGGUAACUGCGGUGGGCGCAAGGGGCAAGUCUCUCGACACAUCCCUAUCUGAUGUGGAAUGUUCUCUGGGCGCCCUACUCGACACCACGCUCGUUGGCAUCCCGGAAAACCCCAAGGAUGACGGGGACAGUCGUGUGGAGGGAUGGAGGAAUUUCUCAUCCCAAAAGGGCGACGAGUCCUAUGUGACGCUGUCUAAUGGUAUCGCUGGGUUUGCCGAGUCACAGUCUCUGAUCGUAGAGUACGUGAUAAGGACUCUCUUUUCCAGAGAGAAGUCUCUCAAAUGGCCAAAGCAUCUACUUUGUGAUGGAUUCCGGCGCGAUCGUGGCUUGGGUCUGCGUGCAAUCCGUCCCAACCCCCAUGUCGAGACUUUACAACACGCCCCAUGGCCACAGUUGUUGGCGCUUUUAGGUGAAGCUGGAGAUCGCAUCAUGAUAGAUCUCCUUCUCGACUGCGCAAUCUUUGUCUCUGUUGCUGCAGGAGUGAACAACUUUUGUCAAAUCAGUGGACAGCCAUUGUCCAAUGUCGACCCUGUCCGUCCCGAGACAACGGGAGACGUACAGCUGGCUCAAGACGUCAAGAGCCCGUCAGAGCUCGUCUUUGUCAGAAAUCGUAUGCUUUAUGCCAGGGCUGCUCUCAAUGCUCGAGGACUGGUGCAUUUUGGACUACGACACAUUCAUGUACUGAAUCGGUCGCCGUACAAUCAUCUAGACGAGGAUCCAGAACUCUCCAUUGAGAAGCAGGAACAAACGGUCCGUCGGAAUGGCAUCAAUACCUUGAGAGUCACGAUGUACAUGUUUCCUCGCCAAUUCCGGCUUCAUAAUGUGUUCACAUCCAAAGUCGACUUGAAGGAGACAUCCCAACGCCUCAAAGACUACACACUACGAGAAGACGAAAUUAACGAAAAAUUUGGUCGACUAGGUGAUGCUGAUGUUCGAGUGCGUAUACCGAAAAGACUCAGGGGUAAUGUGUCCGACCUGGUUCAGAAGCUACAGAUUCUGCACCAGCGUUGUUCUUACUCCAAACUUCUUCAGCAUCACUGCCCAGUCCAAUACUCUCUUGAUCGACAGGAAUCAAGGCCCGUAGCUGUUGACGCGCCGCGCAAAUCUUCGCGAAAGUCGAGAACACCACACAAGAAGUCGACCCAACAGUCUCAAAAACAGGUAGCGGUGUCGCAACGAGCUCAGACUUCGUCGGUGGUGGAACUGGCGACAUCCCCUGCCAGUGUAUCUGCCUUUUGCCGGGCAGUCUUGAAGAAGGUUGUCCCUCGGGGAUUUUGGGGCAGUGACUCAGUUGCGGACCACAAUGAGAGCCUCUUCCUGGCAAAAGUUGACCGAUUCAUCUCAUUGAGGCGUUUUGAAGGCAUGUCGCUUCACGAAGUAGCGCAAGGGAUGAAGUUUACCGACAUAAACUGGCUCGCACCGCCGUUGCUCAUGGCGAAAAAGACAUCCAAGACAGACGCGCAGAAGCGUCUCGAGCUCUUCAACGAGUUCCUGUAUUUCCUAUUUGAUUCGGUUGUGAUACCCCUGAUCCGCAGUAACUUUUACGUCACUGAGUCGAACACUGAUAAGUACCGACUCUUCUUCUUUCGUCACGAUAGUUGGCGCUCUUUGGUCGAGCCUGCGAUGGCAACCUUGAAAGGAAUUAUGUUCGAGGAAGUCAAUCAGGUCGACGCCCGUCGAAUACUGGACUCCCGCCUGCUCGGGUUCAGUCAGGUCAGAUUGCUUCCCAAGGGCAUCAACAUGCGACCCAUCAUGAACUUGCGCAGGAGAGCUGCUUUGCGAGGAAAACCUAAAGAGCUGGGAUUGGGUAUCAACAAGGUCUUAGCACCUGCGCAUACUGUCCUCCAAUUGGAAAAGAUCAUGCAUCCUGAGAGAUUGGGCUCGACGAUGUUUUCCGUGGGUGACAUCUACAAGCGCAUCAAGCCUUUCAAAUCCAGGAUGGGACCCGGCCUUCCCAAGUUCUACUUUGCGAAGCUCGACGUGCAGUCAGCCUUCGACACGAUACCUCAAGCAGCUAUUGUUGGCUUGCUCGACUCGAUCCCUCAGCAGCGCCAAUACCGAGUAGCCAAGUACCUUGAAGUCACGCCCAACCUGGCAAGCCAAGGGAACGGUGCGCAUUCGAAGUCCAAGCCAUUGAAGAAGUGGCCCUCGGCAGCCAUCAGCAAAGACGACACCUCCACGUUCCUUCAACAAUUGGAGUCUGGUCGCGCAACUACGAAGCGGAACACAGUCUUCGUCGACCUCUGGAAGCAGCAGUAUGAGACCAGCGAGCUACUUCAACUCGUGGCAUCUCACAUCCAGCAGAACCUCGUGAAGAUCGGCAAGAAGUUCUACAGGCAGAAGAAGGGCAUUCCCCAGGGAUCCGUGCUAUCAUCCACCCUCUGCAACUACUUCUACGCCGACCUCGAGAUCCACGUACUCCCGUUCGUUGACUCGGGGGACUGUCUGCUCCUGCGGCUUAUCGAUGACUUCCUACUCAUCACGACAGAUCGGAGCAAAGCCGUGCGGUUCGUCGAGGUCAUGCACCGUGGCGUGCCCGAGUACGGGGUCACGAUUAGCUCGCAGAAGAGCCUCGUCAACUUUGACUUGGAAAUCGAGGGCAAUAAAAUACCGAAGCUGGAAAACGGAAAGGGUUUUCCCUACUGUGGAACGGUGAUCGACUGCAAGACGCUGGAUAUCGGCAGAGCUCAGAACAAGGAGAAGGCCACGGCCAUAUACAACUCUCUGACUGUCGAAUACACUCGAGCUCCGGGCCGGACGUUCCAGCGGAAAGUUCUCAAUGCCUUCAAGAUCCAGAGCCACCUAAUGUACUUCGACACCGGAGUCAACUCGGUACUGACCAUGUUGACCAAUGUCCACAACGCCUUCACGGAGACGGCCACCAAGAUGUGGGCGUACGCGCGCUGCCUGCCUGCGCCGAAGCAGCCCUCCGCAAAAAUGGUCAACAGCACCAUCUCCAAGCUGUCCGAAGUGGCCUACCUGCUUCUCAUAAGCACGGCCCGCAAGCUCAGGUACCCAGGCUACGUCUGUGAUGUCAAGAAGUGCGAGGUGUCCUGGCUGGCGUACACCGCUUUCCACAAGGUGUUGACGCAGAAGCAGGCGAGGUAUGGGGACACGUUGGGCUGGCUCAAGGUAGAGAUGUGGAAGCUGAGCCUGCUUAAGGAUAUUCGGCAUGGUCGGGUACACCACGUCAAAUAA